Condylura cristata (star-nosed mole) is the source of this 1065-nucleotide messenger RNA. RefSeq names its product proline rich Gla (G-carboxyglutamic acid) 3 (transmembrane) (gene PRRG3). The coding region runs from base 23 to 721 and encodes 232 amino acids. The transcript is spliced from 3 exons. The record is from RefSeq and is a predicted model, not a curated record. Gene Ontology annotation, cellular component: extracellular region. NCBI's taxonomy places the organism in Eukaryota, Metazoa, Chordata, Mammalia, Eulipotyphla, Talpidae. Gene Ontology annotation, molecular function: calcium ion binding.
ACACAGGAGCCGAGGAAGCGCCAUGGCAGUGUUUCUGGAGGCCAAGAACGCCCACUCGGUGUUGAGGCGGUUCCCUCGUGCCAAUGAGUUCUUGGAGGAGCUGCGCCAGGGCACCAUCGAGCGCGAGUGUAUGGAGGAGGUGUGCAGCUAUGAAGAGGUCAAGGAGGUGUUCGAAGACAAGGAGCAAACGAUGGAGUUCUGGAAGGGGUAUCCGAAUGCGGUCUACUCGGUUCGAGACCCUGCACAGAGCUCAGACGCCAUGUAUGUGGUGGUGCCCCUGCUGGGGGUAGCCUUGCUGAUCGUCAUCGCCUUGUUCAUCAUCUGGAGGUGCCAGCUGCAGAAAGCAACCCGCCAUCACCCGUCCUACGCGCAGAGCCGGUACCUAGCCAGUCGUACUGGGCACAGCCUGCCGCGGGUCAUGGUCUACCGAGGUGCGGUGCACAGCCAGGGGGAGUCCUCUGGGCAUCGGGAGGCUGCGAGCAAUGCGCAGGUGGUGCUGGGGCCCAGCCGGGGGGGCAGAACCACCACGGUCCGCCUGGAGAGCACCCUGUAUCUCCCCGAGCUCUCUCUGUCUAGAUUGUCCAGUGCCACCCCGCCUCCGUCCUAUGAGGAGGUGACUGCCCCCCAGGAGAGCAGCAGUGAGGAGGCCAGUGUCUCUUACAGCGACCCACCCCCAAAGUAUGAGGAGAUAGUGGCCGCCAACCUGGACGCAGACAAGUAGCCUCGCGUCCAUGUGGUGUGAAAGCCUCUUUCAGGGGCCUCCCGUUUUCUUUUCCACUUUCCACAGACUGUGCCACCACAAAACAGCCUUAGCCUCUUGUUGCCAAAUACUUUCCCAACUGUGGACUUGAAGGAAGUCAGUGCUCAGACACAGGUGGAGACCCGUGCGUCCAAGCCCCCGCAGGAGACACAGGCCAGAGGGGCCAGCUCUGCCUGAGCCCCCAGGCCCCUCUGUUCUAUGCCACCGGGGCUGGCUUCUCUGUGCCAAAAGAAGCGCCCACAGAGCUCUCGCGGCCAGGUUGGCCAGCGCCCUGGCCGCGGCGCUGCGGCUGUUUGCGUGUGGAA